AAGCCACCACUAGGUCCAAGCUGAACUAACUAACGGUUUUGCUCCGACCGAUCGAUAGCGCCCGGAGCGGUCACGCCGGCCGACCUCGAAUUAAUUCGCGACCACGCAACGAACACGCGCGCAGCUAGCAGAGCAGGCCGAAUAAAAACUUGCUUAGCGCCCGGUGCAGCGCACCGUUGCGUCGAUCGGUCCUUUGCCGCCCUGUUCCCGAUAGCCCGGUCGAUCACGACAUGCUAAAGAGGUAGCGGCAGCUAGCCUUCGCCCUCACAUCACGCCGUCGCCGUCGUCGUCACCUUCAUCUUCUUCUUUGUGCUGCUUCCACUACUCGAGCUAGUUCGCUCGAUCACUUUUGCUCGCGGCGGCCAGGCGUGCGCCACGAGGGGCGGCCGGAGGAGGGAGGGAGGGGUCGAGAUGCAUCAGAUAGGGAGCGGCAUGUACGUGUCCGGCCGGGCGCCGGACAGGAAGCGGGAGCGGCAUCUGUCGUCGGGGUCGGUGGCCACGCCGCCGUACACCGGCGGGGAUCUGUCGCGGUCCGGCGAGCUGGGCCGGAUGUUCGACGUCGCCUCCUCGGCGUGGCAGUCGCAGGCGCCGUCCCCGGCCUCCUCCUCUCGCCGCAGCUCCGGGCACCUGCCGCUGCCGCCCCGACCUGCCCCGUCGCCGUCGGCGUCCGGGCCGCUGUCGCAGCUCUCGCACUCGGGCCUCCUCGUGGGCCCGUCGCCUCCCGCCGCGCCUUCGCCUUCGCCGGCGCGCGGAGGGUCGUGGAGGAAGGCGAGCAGGAGGCGCGCGGCCGCCAUGGAGGAGGCGGCGCCCGUCGUGGCCCGCGGGAGCACGAGGCUCGGCGUCCCGUUCGCGUGCUACGUGCUGGUGCUCGUGGCCGCCGCGGCCGGGGUCGGCGCCGGGCUGUUCUUCCUCGUGGCGUGGCGCCGGUGGGAGGUGCUCGCGGCGGCGGGCGGCGCCGUGGCGGCUGCCGCGGCCGUGCUCUCCUGGAACUUUCUGCGGUGCGCGGCGGAGGCGGAGCGGUUCUUCCGGCUGUCCCCCGACACGGUGUUCGAGCAGGGGGACAUGCCCAUCGGCGAGCUCGUCAAGAUCACCGGGCAAGUGACCUGCGGGCGGGUCCCCGUGGGAGCCUGCUUCCACGACGCCGCCCGGUGCGUCUUCACGUCGGUCCGGAUGUACGGCCGCCGUGGGUGGGCGUGGGCCUGCUGCUGCUCCCGGUGGCAGCUCCGGCACUCCGAGGCGCGGUCGACGAACUUCUACAUCUCCGACAGGAACUCCGGAAGGAGGUUCUACGUGCGCGCAGGGGAAGGCGCCAAGAUCACCUGGAUGAUCAACCGGAAGACCAUCAGCUUCGACGGCGGCGACGGCAAGGGCAAGGGCGCUUCGCGGAGCCUCAAGAGCUGGGCGGCGAGCAGCGGCGUGUCCUGCGACGGCGCCGUGCGCGUCGAAGAAGGGUUCAUCAGGGAGGGGGACACGGCGAGCGUGAUCGGCGUGCUCAAGAGGCACCACGCCUUCGACGUCGUCGACGCGCCAGACGGCGUGGUGGCCAGCAGCUGCCAGCCGGCGAGGUGCAUGUUCCCCGUGCUCGUCGAGGGGCUGGUGCUCAUCGGCAGCGACGACCCCGACGAGGGCGUCUACAUGGUCUAAGCUUAAGCUUGCGACGACUGACCGGCCGGCCUUGAGCUGCUUUGACAGUUUCAGUGCUGACUAUAUUAACAGUUUCAGCGCAUCCCAUGUUAGGUUUUCGCAGCAGAAGGAUCUGCUGCAUACUGAAUGCUGUAAAUUAGAGUUGUGUUUAUAGGCUUGCCGGUUUGAAGCUGCGGUAGCAGUACUCUCUUCUUCUUCUUCUUCUUCUUUUUUUUUUGCUCUUCUCCAAGUACAGCUCUGUCACUUUUUGGAUCACAGCGUGCUUAAACCAUUGUAAUCUUUCACACAGGCACCUUUUCUCAUGUAAAAGGUUUGGCUUUGCAUUGUUUGCAGCAAGGUGCGCUUUACACAUGUAAAAAGAUUGGCUUUGCAUUGUUUUCAGCCAUAUAUGCUUUUCACAUGUAGUACUAAUAAUACUGAUUUCGCAUUGAGUGAAAUGCAUCA
Molecule: messenger RNA, 2088 nt
Organism: Aegilops tauschii subsp. strangulata
Lineage: Eukaryota; Viridiplantae; Streptophyta; Magnoliopsida; Poales; Poaceae
Source: RefSeq, a predicted model, not a curated record